Hansenula ciferrii is the source of this 2877-nucleotide messenger RNA. RefSeq names its product ATP-dependent RNA helicase DBP10 (gene DBP10). The record is from RefSeq and is a predicted model, not a curated record. Gene Ontology annotation, cellular component: nucleus. Gene Ontology annotation, molecular function: ATP binding; RNA binding; RNA helicase activity. The transcript has a single exon. Bases 1 to 2877 code for a protein of 958 amino acids. Lineage: Eukaryota; Fungi; Ascomycota; Saccharomycetes; Phaffomycetales; Wickerhamomycetaceae.
AUGAGUAGUAGUGCUGAAGAAGAAGAUUUCGAUAUUGCUGGUAACAUUGCCCUUGAUGGCUCAGAAUCUGAAGACUAUUCAAGUGAUGAUAACUCUGAUGUGGAGGUUCAAGAUGAAAUUAUAGAUAGUGAUGAUGAACAAGAAUCUAAUAAUAAAAGACAAAAAAAAGAUACAAAACUUAUAACUACUACUACUACUCCUAAACAAAAGGGUAAAGACCUUUCAAAUGCUUUCCCUUCAUUAGAAUUAUCAGAUGAUGAAACUUCAAAAGAAAAAGCUAAAGAAGAUGUUGAUUUUGCAAAUUAUUUUAAUAUUAAACCUGAAACAAAUAAAGCUAAAGCUGGUUCAUUUGCUAGUUUUGGUUUAUCAAAAUUUAUAUUAAAUAAUAUCUCCAAGAAAGGUUUUAAACAACCAACUCCAAUUCAAAGAAAAACUAUACCUUUAAUCUUACAAAAUAGAGAUAUUGUUGGUAUGGCUAGAACUGGGUCUGGUAAAACUGCUGCUUUUUCUUUACCUUUAGUUGAAAGAUUAAAAAUCCAUUCUGCAAAAGUUGGUGCUAGAGCUAUUGUGCUUUCACCAUCAAGAGAAUUAGCUAUUCAAACUUAUAAAGUUAUUAAAGAAUUUUCAAGAGGUACAGAUUUAAGAAGUGUAUUAUUAAUUGGUGGUGAUUCUCUUGAAGAUCAAUUCUCUUUAAUGAUGUCAAAUCCUGAUAUUGUUAUUGCUACUCCUGGUAGAUUUUUACAUUUAAAAGUUGAAAUGCAAUUAGAUUUGAAAACUGUUGAAUAUGUUGUUUUCGAUGAAGCUGAUAGAUUAUUCGAAAUGGGGUUUGAAGAACAAUUAAAUGAAUUAUUAAGCGCCUUACCACCAAAUAGACAAUCUUUAUUAUUCUCUGCUACUUUACCAAGAUCUUUAGUUGAUUUUGCUAAAGCUGGUUUAACAAACCCUGUAUUGGUUAGAUUAGAUGCUGAAAGUAAAAUUUCUGAUCAAUUAGAAAUGGCAUUUAUUUCAUCCAAAAAUGGGGAAAGAGAAGGUAAUUUAUUAAAUAUUUUACAAGAUGUCAUUAAAAUUCCAUUAGCUACUCCAGAAGAAUUGAAAAAACUAGAUGCUAUUAAUAAAGAACCAGAUUCUGAUGAUUCUGAUCAAGAUGAUCAAGAUGAUAAAAAAGAUCGUAAAAGAAAAAGAAAACAUUUUAAAAAACCAAGAUUACCACCUGCAAAUCAAUUACCAUCAAUUCAUUCAACAAUUAUUUUCGUUCCAACAAGACAUCAUGUUGAAUAUGUUACAACUUUAUUAAAAGAUACCGGUUAUGCAGUUUCUUAUAUUUAUGGUACUUUAGAUCAACAUGCAAGAAAAAGACAAUUAUUAAAUUUUAGAGCUGGGUUAUCACCAAUCUUGGUUGUUACAGAUGUUGCAGCUAGAGGUAUUGAUAUUCCAGUUUUAGCAAAUGUUAUUAAUUAUUCAUUACCUGGUUCCUCAAAAAUUUUCGUUCAUCGUGUUGGUAGAACUGCAAGAGCUGGUAAUAAAGGUUGGGCUUAUAGUAUUGUUUCUGAAAAUGAAUUACCAUAUUUAUUAGACUUAGAAUUAUUUUUGGGUAAAAAAAUCUUAUUAACACCAAUGCAUGAAAAAAAAUGUGAAAUUUUAAAAGAACAACAAGGUGAUUCUUAUGUUGAACCAAAAAUUUCUUAUACUGAAAGAAUGGUUUUAGGUCAAGCUCCAAGAAUUAAUGUUGAAAGUAUGACUGAAUUAUUUAAUAAUAUUUUAUCUAAUGAUUAUGAUUUGAAAGUUUUACAAGGUGUUUCUACAAAAGCUGAAAAAUUAUAUUUUAAAACAAGAACUGCUGCAUCAAUUGAAUCUGUUAAAAGAGCUAAAGAAGUUAAACAUAGUGGAUGGGAUGAACAAAAUUUAUUAUUUGGUAAAAAUCUUGAAAAAGAAAAGAUUGAUUUUUUGGCUAAAUUACAAAAUAGAAGACAUAAAGAAACUGUUUUUGAAUUUGGUAAAAGAGAUGAUAGUUUAGUUGAUUUAAUGAAUACUAGAAGAAGACAAAUUGCUCCAGUACAGAGAAGAGCCAAGGAAAGACAAGAAUUAUUAGAAAAAGAAAGACUUGCAGGGUUAACUCAUGGUAUUGAAGAUGAAAUUUUAAAAGGUGAUGAUAAUGAAGUUGGUUAUAGUGUUAAUGAUAAAGUUUUAGAAGAUGAAUUUGAAACUGCUGAACAAUUAUUAGAGAAAAAGAAAGAGAAGAAAUCAUUUAGAGAUCCAAAUUUUUAUAUGAGUCAUUAUGCUCCAAGUUCUGUUAUCCAAGAUCAACAAUUAAACUUAAACAAUGGAUUUACUAAUGAUGCACAAAAGGCAACAUUUGAUUUAAAUAAUGAUGAUAAUAUGCAAGUUAAUAAACAAACUCAAACCAUGCAAUGGGAUAAAAAAGCUGGUAAAUAUGUUAAUUCUAAAUCAACUGAUAAGAAAUAUAUCAUUGGUGAAAGUGGUCAAAGAUUACCAGCUUCAUUUAGAUCUGGUAGAUUUGAUGCAUGGAAAAAGGGUAAGAAGAUUGAAGGCUUAAAAGUUGGUUCAAGAGAAACUGUUAAUGAAUUCACUGGUGUUAAUAAUAAAUCCAUUGGUAGUGGUGGUGGUAGAAAAUUCAACCAUAAGAAAGUUCAAGCACCAAGAGCACCAGAUAAAAAGAGAGAUGAUUAUCAUAAACAAAAGAAGAAGGUUGAAAAUGCUCUUGAAAAAGGUGUUCAUGUUAAAGGAUUCCAAAGAAAAGGUCAAGGAUCUAAUGAAAUUAAAUCUACUGAACAAAUUAGAAAAGCUAGAGAACUUAAAGAAAAACGUCGUGAAAAGAAUGCUCGUCCUUCCAAGAACUCUAAAGGUAAGAGAAGAUGA